AUGUCAGAAGAGAACCCGAGCACGGUCACAAAUUCCGUGAAGACCCACGUCAAGGAUCCGAAAAAAGUGGAGGCAGGACGCAAGCUUGCUAAGAUCAGUCAGGAGGCGAAUGCCAGGACGCGUGCACAACUUGAGGCUAUUAAGGAAGAGCAAAACGUUCUGGACGUAGAGAACAAAUGUGAAGGGUCGGCGAUUACCCUGGAGAGGGUUGGCAUGGUGGUAGGUAUUACUGUAGGACUUGGAAACCUUUACGUCAUGUGGUGUAAUCGUCGGGAGAAGAGCGAAAAGAUAGAGAAAGUAAAUCCACAGAGAAACCAUAACCCACACCAAAACCGCACGGUGGUCCUGACCUGUUUGACUGAGGACGAUAAAAUUUAA
Messenger RNA from Paramuricea clavata, 378 nucleotides. Lineage: Eukaryota; Metazoa; Cnidaria; Anthozoa; Malacalcyonacea; Plexauridae. The record is from the annotation of a GenBank genome assembly.